Populus nigra (black poplar) is the source of this 837-nucleotide messenger RNA. RefSeq lists its product as uncharacterized. NCBI's taxonomy places the organism in Eukaryota, Viridiplantae, Streptophyta, Magnoliopsida, Malpighiales, Salicaceae. The record is from RefSeq and is a predicted model, not a curated record.
CUUCACUUCUCUAACCAUAAAAACAUCUCUCUCUUUCUCUGUGCCUCCCCUUCUCCGCCGGUGGCAAAUUUCAGAGUUGGAGAACAAUUUGCAGCCUUCAGUUUCUGUUUGAGCUGCGAUUCUACUGAAGCAACAACGGAUAUGGAAGGCGAGUCAAGGAAGCGCAUGAAGCAUGGUAUAGAUGAGAAUGGACAAGAGGUCAUAGAUGGAGCAGCUCUAGUGAUUGUAGAGAAGGAAGAAGCUGAGACAAACAUUGUGGGAUCUGAAGAGAUGGAACUGAACAUUGCUCACAUUUUCGAAAAGAUUGAACACUUCACCCAAAUGGUAUCUGAGUUACUGGAAUCAGGAAAGGCAAUGUUUAAGGAGCUGAGUAAUGAAUUUGAAGAACGUUUGAUUUCGAUACACAAGGAGCAAAUGGAGAAAUGGCAGGAGGAGAUCAAAGAAUUGAGGUUGCUUGAUGCUCAAAUGAGGAGGCAAGUGGUAUUCUGCACAAUGCUAGAUACGUGCUCCAAAACCCUCACAUUGACUCUUGAAGGUUUGGCUAGAUUGUGCAGCAAGAAUAAAUGAAUGAAUGUUCCUUUGGCGCCAAAACAAGGUACCUUUCUUUUCAGUGCUGGAUGUUAUUAAACUAGAAGAUACAGUAUAGACUAUCUUCUAGAAUUUUUGCUGCUGCAGAAAUUCUUAAGACUUUUCUCUUAGAUCUAUGUAAAAGGAGCUUAGGGGAUACGAAGAGAGGUUCUUGUAUGGUUCCUCGUAUAAUGUAAAUGGAUUAACCAAUGUACUGGCUUAUUCAACACUGAUCCAAGAAAUUUACACGCCGAAGAUGCUCUUAACUUU